This is a messenger RNA of Xylaria bambusicola, 1239 nucleotides long. RefSeq lists its product as uncharacterized. The transcript has 5 exons. The coding region runs from base 1 to 1239 and encodes 412 amino acids. Gene Ontology annotation, molecular function: poly(U) RNA binding; poly(A) binding; mRNA 3'-UTR binding. The record is from RefSeq and is a predicted model, not a curated record. Lineage: Eukaryota; Fungi; Ascomycota; Sordariomycetes; Xylariales; Xylariaceae. Gene Ontology annotation, cellular component: ribonucleoprotein complex; cytosol; nucleus.
AUGAAUUCCUAUGUUACCACAGCUGAUGGCCAGCUUCUGUACCCAGCUAGUUACGCUCCAGCCGGCAUUCCAGCCUAUGGAUAUGGUCAGACGCCCGAUGCUGCCAAUUCUGGCUUCACUACACCAUACCUAGCACAGGGUGGCUUUCCUGCUUACAUGCCAUACCCCUAUCUUCCCUAUACUCCUGGUCGUGCUGGCAUUAUGUCUAAGCGCUCCGAUGCUGCAACGAAGGAGGUCCCUGGCCUCGAGAAUCGCCGAUCAUCUUACUCAACUAAUGAGUCUACUCCUGCUACUCCUUUCUUUGGAGGCAGUAUGGCUUCUCGUGACCCAGCUGCCCGAGUUGCAGUCUUCGACCGUUCGUCCUAUACGACGCCUUCUCCCCAACAGUAUCUUGGAGGAAUGGCCAACGUUGCUCAGAACCCCAAGAGUCUCUACACCUACCCUCUCGCGGCCGAUCGAGAUCUUGAUACCUUGCUGCGACGUGAACCUCCCAUCCCAACGGCUGUUCCGGCGGUCUUCACUCCGCGUAAGAGCAUGAAGACUCUUGAGCAGAGUCUCGUCAACAACAUUCCCGGAAACCGCAAUGUCUACAUCCGUGGACUUCACCCCACCACUGAUGAUGACCUUUUGCUGCGAUACGCCGAGCGCUUCGGAAAAGUCGAGACCUCGAAAGCGAUCAUUGAUACCACCACCGGGGCUUGUAAAGGCUUUGGCUUUGCCAAAUUUUUUGACGUUCACGACUCGGAGGCAUGCAUUCGUGGCUUCUUCCGUUUGGGAUACGAAGUGGGCUUUGCUCGGGAGUCGUUCAACUCCCGCCUCAAGGCCGAAGGAGAUGAUGAAUCUACCAACCUCUACAUCUCCAACCUGCCUAGACACUUUUCUGAAGCUGAACUUGGUACCGUAUUCCUUGGCUUUACAAUCCUUUCUAGCAAGAUUCUUCGAGACGGCAUGGGCAAUAGUCGGGGUGUUGGGUUCGCACGGUUCGAGUCUCGUGAUAUAUGCGACAGAGUUAUUAAGGAUUUCCAGGGCGUCAAGCUUGGGCCUGAUGGACUACCUAUGCAAAUUCGCUAUGCUGACACUCCAGCCCAGAAGGAACUCAAGCGUAUCACGUCUGAGCGACGUCAAUUCCGUACUAAUGAAUAUAAUGUCGGUGCAUACGGAACGACUAUGGUUGGAAUGGGUCCUGCCAUGUAUAAUCAGCCUGGUGGUUACCGCCGUGCCCUCAAUGCUCCGUCGUAG